AUGCUCUCUCUGAUGACACAGGCAAACACCUUCAUGUACACCAAUCAGGCUUGUGCCGCGGCUGCCGGGUUUGGCUACGUGUACGACAUCUCCUCGAACUUCUGCUACAAAGUACAUACAAAAAAGACUAUCUGGAUGGAAGCCCGCGAGGAAUGCAAAAAGGAGGGUGGCGACCUGGCCAAGCUGGACACUCCGGAGAAGCGACAGUUAGUGCGAGAGAUUAUUAAAGCAGAUGGAGCCAAUGAAUACUUCCUUGGAGCAACAGACAUGGCCGAGGAUGGGGUAUGGAGAUGGGUGGUAGACGACACAGUCUUUCCAGAGUACACAAAGAAAGGAUUGUCCGAAUGUCUCGAAAUGCAAUCCGACUUAAGGCUUGAUGAUACGGGAUGCACCCACCAAGAUCAGAAAUACAUCUGUGACAUUUCCCUUCUGUGA
Molecule: messenger RNA, 435 nt
Organism: Haliotis rufescens (red abalone)
Lineage: Eukaryota; Metazoa; Mollusca; Gastropoda; Lepetellida; Haliotidae
Product: C-type lectin domain family 5 member A-like
Exons: 3
Coding region: 1-435 (144 amino acids)
Biological process (GO): innate immune response
Molecular function (GO): virus receptor activity
Source: RefSeq, a predicted model, not a curated record